Molecule: messenger RNA, 4284 nt
Organism: Sitophilus oryzae (rice weevil)
Lineage: Eukaryota; Metazoa; Arthropoda; Insecta; Coleoptera; Curculionidae
Product: chromosome-associated kinesin KIF4-like
Exons: 9
Coding region: 251-3730 (1159 amino acids)
Biological process (GO): microtubule-based movement; mitotic spindle organization
Molecular function (GO): microtubule binding; ATP binding; microtubule motor activity
Source: RefSeq, a predicted model, not a curated record
GCAUCUGGACCACACCAACUUUUCCAGAGCUCAGUAUUUACGAAAGAACAAAUAUAGUACCAAAGUGCGUUUCAAAAAGUUUAUGCCUUAUAAAAUAGCAUUUUACCAUUGUAGUUUAUAGAAAAACAUUUCUUCGUUAAAUUUUUUAUGGUAAAACGGUGUUAGAUUUGUCAAAGAACUAAAACAAAGUAGUGAAUAGUAGUUUAAAUAAUAAUCUUUUUAAGAAUAUAAGUCUCAUUCCAAUAUAAAAAUGCGUUUAAAAGUGAUGAUCCGUAUUAGGCCAAUGUCUCAAAGGGAAAGAAGCUCAGGAAGUCAAGAAGUAGUGACAGUCGAAAACAAAAACAGCGUAGCAGUAACAAAUAUAAAGGUUCCAGAACAAAAUUCAGGUGACAGUAGAGAAAGAGUUAGAAGAUUUGCAUUUGACUAUUGUUUUCCAGAAGACACCACUCAAGACCAGGUUUUUGAAACUAUUGAAUCUGUUAUUGGCAAAUCACUAAGAAGUCGACACCACUCUUGCGUACUGGCUUAUGGUCAAACGUCAUCUGGCAAAACACAUACCAUGAUGGGACUUCCCCAAGACCCCGGCCUAACACCGAGACUAUGCAGGAAGAUAUUCAAAUAUUUCGAAGAUGGAGCUUUGAACAAUGCGGCGGACAAAUUGAAAGUUACAGUUAGUUAUCUGGAGAUAUACAACGAAAGGGUGUCAGAUUUGCUUCCAAAGGACGCCUCAGAUCAAGAUAGGACAAAGUCAUUAAAGGUCAGAGAACAUCCAAAAAAAGGACCUUAUGUUGAAGGUCUAACAGAACACCCAGUAUCUACAAGCGACGACAUCCUCCAGCGUUUGGAGCAAGGAAGCUCAAGGCGCAAAGUAGGUUCCACAGCCACGAACCCGAGGUCCAGCAGGAGCCACUCGGUGUUUUCCGUGAGCUGCGAGGGGGUUAAGUUGCAUCUGGUAGAUUUGGCGGGCAACGAGAGGGCGGGAAGUAGAGGUUACGGCCCCAGCAGGUUCAGAGAGGGUGCAAACAUCAACAAGAGUUUGGUAGCGUUGGGAAAUGUUAUAUCGACCCUAGCUGAGCAAUCUAGAUCAUCUUCCAGGAGUUCUAGGAACAAGUUUGUACCCUACAGAGACUCCAUUUUGACAUGGCUUCUGAAGGACACGCUCCAAGGAAAUUCAAACACUGUGAUGGUAGCAACAAUAUCACCGUCUAGCGCGUGCUACAGCGAGACUGUGAACACUCUACGUUUCGGACAAAGAGCUAAACGCAUUAUCUAUCAACCAGUCAUCGUGGAAGACCCCAAAGAGAUUACUAUCAGAGAAUUAAGGGCGGAGAUUGCCAAACUCAGGGACUUGUUAACCCUAUCCCACCAGAUUGUCCCCAAUCCUGCCUGGCCUAAUCAAAUGGAUGUCAAUUCUGGGCAUCAGCAUCUUCCUUUUGAGGAAAUCCCUGAUCCACAAGAUGACAACACUAAAGAAAACGUAUCAAGAAACUCUGAAUCAUCAACAAGCAGCUUACCUGAAGCGUUACAUGAUGAUGGAAGAGAAACAGAAGUUAGCGAAUCCAGUACAACACCAAUUCCUCAACAAAUAACUACAGACAGACUUUUACCUAUCAUAGACGUCCAGAGUUCUGUUUCUUUGGACAAAUUUGGACAGUUAAAGCGAACUUACAGCAUGGAUCGAACCUACAGCAUUGAGACUGAUACUUCAAAUAGAUCUUACAGUUCUCAAGAAUCUCUACAAUCGCCCAAGCAUACAUCUGACACCAAAACCCAAACUAACUCACAGGUAGACAGAAGACAUUCCGGUAGUACUUCUGGGGUUCAGAUCAAGCAAACUGCUUUGUCUUUGAGACGACAGGCUAUCAAUAAAAGUACUCACACUUCACCACUCUUAAAAACGAUAACACAAAAGAAAAUUCUAGGAAAUUUCAGGAAAAGGCCAGAGAAGGGCGUUAUUACGGAUGAGUCAGGUUUAAAGAAACCCGAAACCAAGCCCGAGACGACGAAGAAGAAACCUCCUUACACUAGACAACGAUCACAGAUUGUUGCAGCUGUUACCAGUCGAUUGUAUAGUAAGGUAAACAAAAAGGAUAUGGCAACAUCAACUGAAAAUCUCAGCACAACCCCAAAAGAGCUAAAAAUAUGCACAAACGCUAGAUCCAGACUGAUAGAACUCACUCAAAAGGCUCUGAGGGCUCACAGAAGAAAAAACGAAGAAACUCAGACUGAUCUGUUUCCAAUGUUGCGGGUUAAAGAAGUUUCAACUGACUGUAACGAUUUGGAACAAGAAACUAAGAAAGAUGCUGAAGUGGAAUGUACUUUACUGAGCCAGUUUAUCAGUGGAACUUUCCAAAAUGUGUUGUUCUUAACUCGAAGUUGUGGCGUGCAAACGUCAGAAGAAAAACCAGGAGCAUUUUCAUUUACUAAGUAUUUAACAGAGAACAAAAACAGCCCUAUAUUUACUGAAUCUGUUAAUAUCAACAUUUCACAUAACUACAUUAAUGGAAACACAGUUGACAGCAUGUCAGAUGAUAGUUUAGAUAAUUCUUUGCGCAACAAUGUUUCAUUUCCCACACCGGAUCUGAUAAGCAAUCAUAAUUCUUUGGAACAACACGCAAAAGAGAAGGAACAUCAGAUAUUGUAUGGAAAAGCUGGUGAAACGGACGAUAAAUACGAAAAAGUUACUUGUUUCCCUGUAGAAAAAGUUUGUGCAGGCAAUGUAAAUGUCCUCACUGUUCCUCCGUUCCGAAAAAGGUUUCAAAAAUGCGACGUAAUUUCUACUAGAGCAUCACAGACUUUUGUAAGUGAUAUUUUCGUUGAAAAAUGUAAGCAUUUUCCAGAUUUUCGUCCACAGAAAUUCCACGCUAAUGUUAGUCAGUGCCCUGACACCAAGUAUCGCGAUAAACGAUACGUAAUGGUAAACAAACACAAUGUUUUCAAUCAUAUUCCAUGUAAACACGACUACAGCAGUAACGAAUCCAGUCUCACUGAUGAUAACUGCCUAUCAGAUGUUCCAGAUUCCAUAGAUUAUCACAGAACAAAUACUAAAAAGGUCCAGUUUGCCAGAAAUCAUACGCAACAUAAAAAGGAUUGCAUGAUUAAAGCUAUGAAAGAAUUCUUGGAAGAGGCCAAGAACUUGAUGAGUAAUAUUUCUCAGGCUAGUUCAAACACUGUCCCAGCUUGUCAGCAUCCGCAUUUAGAUGAUUUUGAUAUCCAGGUAACGGUGAAUGAAUUGUCUGGUAUCGAAAAAUCGAAAAAAAGACGAAAAAGAAGUUCUGCAUGUAGAGAAACCAGCGCUACACAAACGGAACUACCUUCAAUGGAGAGUUGUUUCUCUCAAACAUCGCAUCUUAUUCCAGAGUUCACGAUACCCGUUAAUAAAUAUGAAACUCUUUUAGAAGAUUCUUGUAGAAGACUGGAAGACAAAAUAUCCAAGAUACCCAGGUCGCGAAAUAUCAGUUCGGUUUCGGAAGAAGACUGCGAUGAAGAUGUAUAUUUUGAUAGACCAAAAUACAACCCGUGGGACUUGAGUAACGUAGAUGUCGAAGACUCCAGCCUUGAAAGCAACCCAGUCACUUUUUCUGACUAUGGCAGUUUGCCUAGGAAAACGCAUAAGAGACAGAGAACUCCUACGUGCAGUCCUAGCGCUUUUUUAAAGCAAUUGAGUAGCAUGAGGCGACAGAUAAUCGAAAGUUCUCGAGAAGAUUUACUUCAGAGUUGUUCAAAAUAAUAUUUAAUUUAUAUUAAAUAUCAAAGUUUGUAAAGAAAUUCCUUCUAAACUAAGUCUUUUAAACUUCAUUAAUAAAUUGCUCAGUACAGCAAAAAAAUAAAAUAACUUAAUAAUAAGUACAGUAAUUCUAAAGGAUAUAAUGUCCAAAAGGCGUAUUUUUUAAUAAUCAUUUAUACCGUAUGAUCGAAAAAAAAUGGCGUCAGCGAAGGCUAUGAAAUGAAGAUCGCUUUCGUAAAUUUAUAUGGGAUAAGUCACCGAUCGUCAUUUUCCAGCAAACUGGACGUCGUUUUUUUCGAUCAUUCGGGAUUAAUUACACGUGUUCUGUGUUUACUCAGCAUUAGAAAAUCAGCAAAGUUUUAUUAGUUAAUGAGUGAUAUUUUUAUAAUACAUCUAAUAAAUACCUAUUGCAAUCGCAAAACAUUUUCCGAUGCACGUCAUCAAUCAUAUCGACAUUGACAUAUAAUAUUGAAAGUCUAUAAAUCUGACUAAAUAAAAUUUUGGCAAAAAUAUUUAAUUUUUUGUAUAAUUUAAGAUACCGAGCAGCUCUUCAAUUU